UUCGAGCAAGAGGCUAACGCGGAAGUCUAAAGCCGAAUCGUUUUUUCCUCACAACCGGCAUGUACAUAAUAUAUUGCAGCGUUUUGCAUAGACAACGCUAACUUAGAUUUAAUGUCAGGAGCGGCUCAUUUGACGUGUCCGAACCCUGCAGCGCUUUAAUAUUAGUAUCUUAAAACGUGCGUGUCCUGAUAUGAAACUGUGUCCCCAUUGAUCGGCUGAGAUGCUGCCCGCCGGUCCCCAGCUGCAGCUACUGCGGCUGUUGUCCUGUGUAACUCUUGUUUUACUUUUACAAGUCACCGGCGCCAAGAGGGAUUUCAAAAGCGCCUGCUCUACCUGUCAGCAAGUCACUGAUAACUUCAACAAGGGCUUUGACAGAACGACAAAGCAGAACUUUGGAGGCGGCAAUACAGCCUGGGAGGAGAGAACACUGUCUAAAUAUGAGACGAGCGAAAUCCGUCUGAUGGAGAUCCUGGAGGGGCUGUGUGACAGCAGCAGCUUCGAGUGCAACCACAUGUUGGAGGAGCACGAAGAACAUUUUGAGACUUGGUGGUUCAAGAGGAAAACAAAACAUCCCGAUCUGCAUAAAUGGUUCUGCAUUGACACCAUAAAAACGUGCUGUCCAAAGGGAACGUUUGGACCGGAAUGCAAUGCCUGUGUGGGUGGCUCUGAAUGGCCGUGUCACGGAAAUGGACAUUGCGAUGGCGACGGGACUCGCGGAGGCAACGGAGAGUGCAGGCUGUGACAACGGUUAUGACGGGGACUCCUGCGCCUCGACUGCAUCGACGGUUACUUUCACGAAGUGGAGGAACGGGACACCUUCUCUCUGUGCACAGGAUGCCACUCUUCCUGCAAAACCUGCACGGGGCGACCAGUCAGGACUGCGAUGAGUGCCAAAGACGGCUGGGAGGAAGAUGACCAGGAGGCUUGCGUUGAUGUAAACGAGUGCUCCGCAGAUCCUUCGCCGUGUGGAGAAGAGCAGUACUGCGUGAACACGGACGGAUCUUACUCCUGCGCGGGUUGUGACAACAUGUGCUCCGGGUGCACCGGGGCCGGUCCUGAUAAGUGCCGGGCUUGUGCCAGUGGGUAUGAGGACACAGAGGGCACCUGCACAGAUAUUGACGAGUGUUCCCAGCCAGAGCCGGUAUGCACCAAGGAACACGAGCAGUGUGUCAACACUAAAGGCAGCCAUGUGUGCGCCUGCUCGAGUGGUUAUGAGGAGCAGGAAGGAGAGUGUGUCCCCACCCUACAUCCGGAAAAAGAAGAGGAGUCGGAAGCGUCCGAGACGACCACCGAUAGUCCACACAUGGAGCUUUAAUUGGAAAACCGAGACGAAGAACCGAUUUGUGUAGUGCAAUGGAUUAAAUCUGCACAUCUGAAGCCGCCCAUUUUUUUUUUUCUUUUUUUUUUUUUAUGUCGACUACAUGCACUUAACGUACCAGAUGAAGUUUUUCUCCAGCAGUGGCUCAUGGAUUAAAGGACAAUAAAAGAGACAUUUGAUGCUCUCAGGUUGCUGGUUAUCGUUGCUUUUCCCUGGUGUCCACAAACUACCACUUAUUUGUCUUUAUCUGUUGUAUGGUUUUAAAAUCAAAGAUUCAAUAAAGGUGAAGUAAAUAGAA
Molecule: messenger RNA, 1616 nt
Organism: Cyclopterus lumpus (lumpfish)
Lineage: Eukaryota; Metazoa; Chordata; Actinopteri; Perciformes; Cyclopteridae
Gene: creld2
Product: cysteine-rich with EGF-like domains 2
Molecular function (GO): calcium ion binding
Source: RefSeq, a predicted model, not a curated record